This is a messenger RNA of Leptidea sinapis, 4301 nucleotides long. It is a transcript of the gene Upf1, whose product is annotated as regulator of nonsense transcripts 1. Gene Ontology annotation, molecular function: RNA helicase activity; RNA binding; zinc ion binding. Bases 178 to 3291 code for a protein of 1037 amino acids. Gene Ontology annotation, biological process: nuclear-transcribed mRNA catabolic process, nonsense-mediated decay. The record is from RefSeq and is a predicted model, not a curated record. Lineage: Eukaryota; Metazoa; Arthropoda; Insecta; Lepidoptera; Pieridae. Gene Ontology annotation, cellular component: cytoplasm. The transcript has 10 exons.
AUAUGUGAUAGGGUACGUCCGCUUUGCUAACAUGGCGAAUUUUCUUUAUCAUCAAAAUCAUUAGAAAGUCAUUUGAAAAUCGUUCUGUAGUUAUGGGAAACAUUUAAUUAGUAGCGGAGACGAUUCUUUUUUAUUAUCUAUAUUUUUUAGUGUUCAGGAUAAUUAAAUGCAUUAAAAAUGAGCGUUGAUGCGUAUGGACCGAGUUCUCAAACCCUCACGUUUUUGGAUACCGAGGAAGCUGAUUUAAUCGGUGCUGAUACUCAAGGAUCCGAAUUCGAAUUUACGGAUUUUACAUUACCAUCACAGAGUCAAACCCAAGCAUCGCAACACGACCAUGGACUUACUGGUUCCAAUCAAGUUAAUGGUUUGGGGAGAUCGGAUCUUAAGCUGUCGAGUGUAACAAAUGCCAUUGCGGAAUUACAAUUUGAAGAAGAAGAUGAAGCUUUGUACAGCAGCAAGGAGUUGCCAGAUCAUGCCUGCAAAUACUGUGGCAUACAUGACCCCUCAACUGUGGUUAUGUGUAAUAUCUGUAACAAAUGGUUCUGCAAUGGCCGAGGGAACACAUCAGGGUCACAUAUUAUCAACCACAUGGUGAGAGCAAAACAUAAGGAAGCAGCUUUACAUCGUGACGGGCCACUCGGUGAAACAUUACUGGAAUGCUACUCAUGUGGGGCUCGUAAUGUGUUCGUUUUGGGCUUCAUUCCCGCCAAGGCUGAUUCUGUAGUAGUACUACUUUGCAGGCAACCUUGUGCAGCUCAGAGCUCCCUCAAGGAUAUGAACUGGGAUCAAGAGCAGUGGAAACCAUUAAUCUCUGACCGAGCCUUCUUAUCGUGGCUUGUCAAGGUUCCAUCUGAAGCAGAGCAAAUGAGAGCUCGUCAGGUUACUCCACAACAGAUAGUUCGUCUGGAAGAGCUCUGGCGCGACAACGUGGAUGCUACAUUCCAAGAUCUAGAGAAGCCGGGAGUAGAUGAGGAACCACACCAAGUCCUGUUGAGAUAUGAAGAUGGAUACCAAUACCAAAAUAUUUUUGGCCCCCUUGUGAAGUUGGAAGCGGAUUAUGACAAGAGACUCAAGGAGUCACAGACGCAAGAAGGAAUCGAAGUGCGCUGGGAUGUGGGACUUAACAAGAAGACUAUAGCCUACUUUACUUUGGCCAAAACUGACAGCGACAUGAAACUGAUGCAUGGUGACGAGCUUAGAUUGAGAUAUGUUGGUGAGUUGCACAAGGCGUGGUCGGGUGUCGGCCACGUCAUCAAGGUUCCCGACAAUUACGGUGACGACGUCGGGCUAGAGUUGAAGUCGGGGGCCGGCGGACCGCUCGACUGUACUUCCAACUUCGUCGUUGAUUUCAUAUGGAAGAGCACAUCUUUUGACAGAAUGCAACUGGCCCUGCGAAAGUUCGCUGUAGACGAUUCCUCUGUGUCAGGAUAUAUCUACCGUCGCCUGCUUGGUCAUGAAGUGGAGGAGGUUUUGUUCAGAGUGCAUCUUCCCAAACACUUCAGUGCUCCUAAACUGCCCGAUUUAAAUAGAUCACAGGUAUAUGCUGUUAAACAUGCGCUUCAGCGUCCAUUGUCGCUGAUCCAAGGACCGCCAGGAACUGGUAAAACCGUUACUUCUGCAACAAUUGUCUAUCAACUUGUGAGACAAAAUGGCGGCCCAGUUUUAGUAUGUGCUCCUUCAAACACUGCAGUUGAUCAACUCACAGAGAAAAUACAUCGCACUGGUCUCAAGGUGGUGAGACUUUGUGCCAAAUCACGUGAGGCCAUGGAGUCGUCUGUGUCCUUCCUUGCACUUCAUGAACAGGCUCGUGCAUUGGGAUCAGCUGAUAGUGAGCUACGUAAGUUGACCAGGCUGAAGGAAGAAGCUGGUGAACUGUCCGCAGCAGAUGAACGUAGAUACAGGGCCUUGCGCAGAGCUGCAGAGAGACGGCUUCUAGAUGCUGCUGAUGUUGUUUGCACUACCUGUGUCGGAGCAGGUGACCCACGUGUUGCACGCAUGCGCUUCCAGUCUAUCCUCAUUGAUGAAGGAAUGCAGUCUACCGAGCCUGAAUGCAUGGUGCCUGUUGUUCUUGGGGCCAGACAACUGAUCCUUGUUGGUGACCAUUGUCAAUUGGGUCCAGUCGUGAUGUGCAAGAAGGCUGCCAAAGCUGGUUUAAGCCAGAGUCUUUUCGAACGUUUAGUCGUGUUAGGAAUACGCCCUUUCCGUCUCGAAGUCCAAUACCGCAUGCACCCAGAACUAUCUCGAUUUCCUUCAGAUUUCUUCUAUGAAGGUUCUCUCCAAAAUGGUGUCAGUGCUGAAGAGAGGCGUCUUCAUAAAGUCGACUUUCCAUGGCCGAGGCCAGACAGACCAAUGUUCUUUUACGUGACCCAAGGCCAGGAAGAGAUUGCCGGAUCCGGAACAUCAUACCUAAACCGUACGGAGGCUGCAAAUGUUGAGAAGUUGACCACCCGUUUCUUAAGAGUAGGAGUACGACCCGAGCAAAUUGGAAUCAUUACACCUUACGAAGGUCAGCGGUCUUAUCUAGUCCAGCACAUGCAAUACCAAGGAAGUCUCCACGCCAAAUUAUACCAAGAGAUCGAAGUCGCCAGCGUGGACGCUUUUCAAGGCAGGGAAAAAGAUAUUAUCAUCAUGUCCUGCGUACGUUCUAACGAACAUCAAGGAAUCGGAUUUUUGAGCGACCCGCGCCGUUUGAACGUGGCUUUGACGAGAGCCAAAUAUGGGCUAAUUGUCGUUGGUAAUCCAAAGGUUCUGAGUAAACAGCCGCUCUGGAAUCAUCUGCUGGCAUUUUACAAGGAGCGCCGCGUUCUCACGGAGGGGCCACUUUCCAAUUUGAAAGAAUCUGCUAUUCAGUUCGCUAAGCCGAAGAAACUUAUAAACGCUCAGAACCCGGGCUCCCACUUCAUGUCGACGUCGAUGUUCGACGCCCGCGAGGCCAUGGUGCCGGGCUCCGUGUACGACCGCGCCCGGCCCCUGCGCGACCCCCUGGCCUACGUCGGGCCCGAGCGAGCGGCCAUGCUCCACGCUCCCGUGCCGCCCGCAGCCUUCGCCGCCCACCGCGGCCUCACACGGCCCCCCAUCAAUAACAAUCAGCGCAGCGCUCGGAAACGACCUCCCCGACUAUCGCAGGAACCUCUGUCACAGCAGCCCCCGCUGUCUCUCUCCCAGGGCGCCUCCCAACCGGACUUCAGCCAAGAGUCUAUCGCUCCGGACUGUCCAUCACAACCGGACGGUCUACUCUCCCAAGACUCCUCGUACCAGGGCGGGUUCCGUGCGCGUUGCAGCCAAUACUGAGAGAGCAGGUGGACCGCUGACCAGCCGACAUCGCUCCCCCUCGGGAGGCCAAGGACUGACGAGAAACGCCGACGCGCGCGAACCUGACCGAUUAUAUGACUCCGGAUGUAGAGAGAGCAGCAGACACCGUUGCCGGCAGAUGGCGCCGCGAGCCGCGGCCGUCUCGAGCGUACGGGUACAUCUACGGUCGCGCUCGUUCGGUUCACUUUCACAUUUACUGGAUGGAUCGUAAAUUGAAUGUCAAAUGUCAAUUCUGAAGAUUUCACGCACUUAGAAUAUCACUUGUAGAGGUCAUGCUGUCUACAACAUUUAGCACAAAGUUCGUUCUCAUGAGGUAUUAUUACCUAAAUAAUUAAUUGUGUUUUCAUUGUAUGUGGAAUGGGGUCAUCAUCCUGGUAAUUGAAUAUUAUUUGUUAAAUUUUACAAAAAAAAUCAAUGUAGCCGUUAGCAUUACUUGUAGGGGCAUAUUUGUGGUUUACGUUUCAUUAUUCUACAUCUUAUUCAUGACGGUUUAGUCGCGAUACUUUAGACAAUAUAUCAGCAAUAAGUGCUUUAUUUGUUUUUCCUUCUACAAUACUAAAUAUGUAUAGACUCAUAUAAAUAACUUAAUGUCCUGUUAUUCUGCCAUUUCUGUAGAAAUUAUUUUACAAUUCCAAUCAAACAGCUAUUUGCAAAUUUACAUUUUUUUAAACAGACUCAGGCUUCACGCCCUAGUGAAAAGUAAAUAAAUUACAUAAGAUCCUAUCGAUUCGCAUGAUAUAAUCUUAAAUGUAUCUUUUUUCAAAAAAAAUAUUCAUAGAUUGUCAGUUCUAAUACAUAAGAAUAGUAAUAGAUGUUUCCGUGUUGGUUUUAUAAGAUAGAUGUCGUUAUAAAUAGAAAUAUUGUAAGAUUGGAAAUUAGUAUGUUUUAAUGUUUAACCAUCGGUCUCCAGAAAAUUAGGUCAUUUAAAAAUGCUCAAACAAAGCAAUUUAUUGUGAGGGAAAAUCAAUAAAGAGUUCAUCAUGUUACAA